Molecule: messenger RNA, 2736 nt
Organism: Doryrhamphus excisus (bluestripe pipefish)
Lineage: Eukaryota; Metazoa; Chordata; Actinopteri; Syngnathiformes; Syngnathidae
Product: cathepsin Z
Biological process (GO): proteolysis
Molecular function (GO): cysteine-type peptidase activity
Source: RefSeq, a predicted model, not a curated record
ACUUGGUGGUGAGUGGUGGGUUCAUCCAGUGUUCUCAAUCAUGCCUCAUUGGCAGCCAAAUGCACAUCUAAUUUAAUUGCGUCUUUCGUCAUGAACACAUGCACACACACUAACCCCCACCCCACCCCCCGACACACACACACCAUCUGAGCCUCAUCCUGUAGUCAAGCAGCUAUCAGGCCUCUCCAUUAGGUAGUAAUGUGAUUUUAACUGGGAACCAAGUUUGUUGAAUACAAGUUUCCUGCUGAGCCUGCAGAUUCAGGAGUUGCUAAUGGACUCUGACUAUACAAGAGGGUUAAUUACAGCUAUAGUCAGAGACAAUAUACACUACACCUAUACAACUUUGUAUAAAAAUUAAGAUAAAUGUUUUUUUAACCACACUUUUAUUGUCAUAAGUACAGUAAACAGUAGACACUCACGUUGUUGCUGUCGUGUCCCCUCUGGCCACGAGAGAGCGUGCCGGGUGUAUGGUGUAGAGUGGUCACGUGAUGGAGGAGCUCCAAGUUUCAACAUGGCGCCCUCCAUUGCUGUCCCGCCGCUACGUCUUUGCUGGUUUUUGUUGUUUUACCUCCCGCAAAGCAGCUCUUCUCGGCUCAUAAAUGAACCUUGUUAUAAACCCAUACAAGACAGAAGGCCGGACUCUAUCGGGACACAUCCUCGGCCAUACAAAUCUGAUCUUCCUCUGUCGUGGGACUGGAGGAACAUUGACGGGAGGAAUUAUGUGAGCGCCACCAGGAACCAGCACAUCCCCCAGUACUGCGGUUCCUGCUGGGCCAUGGGAGCAACCAGCGCGCUCGCCGAUCGCAUCAACAUCAAACGCAAGGGGGCGUGGCCAUUAGCAUACCUGUCGGUUCAGAACGUCAUCGACUGCGGAGGGGCAGGGUCGUGCUAUGGAGGAGAUCACCUGAGCGUGUACGCCUACGCACACCACAGGGGCAUCCCGGAUGAGACCUGCAACAACUACCAAGCCAUAAACCAAAAAUGCCAUCCGUUUAACCGGUGCGGCACAUGCACGGCCCUCAACUGCAGUGCAGUGACUAACUACACCGUGUGGAAAGUCGGGGACUACGGCAGAGUGUCUGGGAGAGACCACAUGAAGGCUGAAAUCUACUCCAACGGGCCGAUCAGUUGCGCCCUGAUGGCCACCCAGGGCCUGGAGGACUACUCAGGGGGCAUCUUCUCCGAGUUCCACCCCCUCUCACUGCCCAAUCACAUCGUGUCCGUAGCCGGCUGGGGCACGGCGGAGGAUGACGAGUUCUGGGUGGUCAGGAACUCGUGGGGAGAGUUUUGGGGAGAACGAGGCUGGGCCAGAAUCGUCACCAGCGCCUUUAGGGGAGGAAAGGGCAACUGGUUGAACCUGGGUAUUGAGAAACAUUGUGCAUAUGGAGAUGUCAUUGUUCCAUAGAUUUAUUUCAAUGACUGCUGGAUGAACUCGUCAAUCCACUUUUAGCCAAACUACCUUUCAACUGUCAACACUUUCUCUCCACAAGGCCAUUGGAAUGGAAAGGACUGCGUGGGUGUGGGUGUAAUUCUAAAGUAAGUAAGCAUGUAAACUGAAACUAGGUUCGGGUGCGUGUAUGUUUUAAUGAUAUGUAGUAUUCCACACCCGUCACUAGGUGUCAGUAAUGUUACAGCCACCUCAUCAAUAAAGCAGCUUCUCAUCAAUCCAUCUUAAUUUCAGACUUAAAAUAAUAUACAGAUUCUUACUGGUUUUUAAAUGUCUUAACGGCCUUGGCCCUUUGUAUUUAUCUGAUCUGCUUUUACCAUAUCAACCCGCGGACCCUGCGGUCCUCCGGCACUGGCCUUUUAACAAUACCAAAACCCAGAACGAAAACCCACGGUGAGGCAGCAUUUAGCCACUAUGGCCCCCACCUGUGGAACAGCCUGCCGGAGAGCCUCAGGACUGCGGAGACUGUUGAUAUUUUUAAAAAAAGAUUGAAGACACACCUUUUUAAUCAGGCUUUUAACUAAUAUUUUUAAACUUUUCUUAUGUUUUUAUCUUUUUAGUCCUAUUUUAUGCUCUUAGUCUUUAGCUUUUAACUCCAGUGUUUCCUCAGGGGGGGUCCUCCACACUGGGGGCUGUGUCGGGUCUGCUGAGGGGGUGCCAUCCUUGGGUCCCUUCGACCCGACCGGCUGGGGGUUCCUCCCUUUAAUGUGGGGGUCCGCCCGUCUGUCGGAGUCGGGGUGCCCGGGUGCUGGUCCCCUUGAUGGCACGGCCUGCGGCUCCUCCCAGUGUGGACGGCCCCAAAGGUGGCGUUUCCUUGAUCCUCAGUGCCAGGGGUCCCCAAACUUUUUCCAGUGAGGGCCACAUGACUUUUCCCUCCUCUGAAGGGGGGCCAGGGUCAGGGUCGUUUGUUUGUUUAUGUUCUAUGACUGGGGCAAAGUGUGUUUGUAGUAACGUUGCUCACAAUAGGUUACCAUUUCCAGUCCUAUAAAAAUGUACAUGCUUUAUUGUUCAAGGGGCCGGGUCAAAUGUGGAAGUGGGCCAUGUCCGGCCCCCGGGCCUUAGUUUGGGGACCACUGCUCAGUGCCAUGCCAUGUCUCCCUACUGUGUGUGAUUGUGUGUGUGUGUGUGUGUGUGUGUGUGGCUAGUAUGGAGGGUGGGAAGGAGGGGCUUUCUUUUGUUUCUUUGUUUUUCCUUUUAAUUGUGGUAAUUGUUUUUAAUUCUGUAAAGCACUUUGUGUUGCAUGUCUUUGCAGGAAAAGUGCUAUACAAAUAAAGUUGAUUUGAUUUUGA